Messenger RNA from Etheostoma spectabile (orangethroat darter), 2159 nucleotides. RefSeq names its product cell division cycle 6 homolog (S. cerevisiae) (gene cdc6). The transcript has 12 exons. The record is from RefSeq and is a predicted model, not a curated record. Bases 191 to 1933 code for a protein of 580 amino acids. Lineage: Eukaryota; Metazoa; Chordata; Actinopteri; Perciformes; Percidae. Gene Ontology annotation, molecular function: DNA replication origin binding; ATP hydrolysis activity; ATP binding. Gene Ontology annotation, biological process: DNA replication initiation; cell division; mitotic DNA replication checkpoint signaling. Gene Ontology annotation, cellular component: nucleus.
CGCUGUUUUGGCGACCAAUCAGCGCGCAGCAGCGGGAAAUACAGCUGGUCCGAGAGGAGGUUCCGCGAGAUUUGGCGCAAGUGUGCGGCAGAAGAGGGAAAGAGAGACGCAGAGGGCUUCAGGAGAAGAUAACACACUCCACUCGUUCCUGAGAAGACUUCUGACCACUUGUAAAAAGGUUGAACGCGACAUGCCGAGCACGCGCUCCCACGGCCGGGUCCAGCCCACGCUGUCCUUCCCUCGCCGUAAAUCCUGCCGAGUUUCCUCUCGCUCCAAGGCGGGAGAAAAGUCCCCGACCAAGACCCUGGACCCGGUCUUGACCCGGAUCGGACCGCUGUCCCCGGUCUUGACCCGGAUCGGACCGCUGUCCCCGAGGCGUCCCGCCGAGCAGCCCGCCCUGCUCUCGCCGACAGGAGAAGUCAUCCGCCUGUUCCCCCUCUCGCCCAGACGCCCCGCAGCCCAGCCGCCGUCCUCCGGCCUCCCCACGCCCUCCGGCCCCCCCAAGCGACUCCCGCUCAGCCCCCGGAAACGCACAGGUGACGACAGCGGCUGUAACACCGGCGCCGGUCCGCUGGGUUCUCCGCCCAAACAGAGCAAACCGACCACGGCGUCGCCCAGGAAGCUCGGCUUCGACGAGAACUCGCCGAUCUCCGCUCGCCGGCGGCUGGUCCCGUCCCCCCCCACCGCGCCAUCGCCGCGGCAACACGCUACGCCUGCUGGAAGCCCGGCCCGCCAAAACCCGGAGAGGAAGUCGCCCGCCAACAAGUCGCGGUUCCUGAGCGUGAAGCGGGCGCUCCACACCGCCGUCCCCGAGCGGCUGUUGUCCCGGGAGACGGAGCGGGCGUCCAUCCGCUCCUUCCUGGAGGAGACGGCGCUGCGGCGUCUCCCCGGCAGCCUGUACGUCUCCGGGGCGCCGGGCACCGGCAAGACCGCCUGCCUCAACUGGGUGCUGCAGGAGAUGAAGGCGGACCUGUCCCCGGUGCAGACGGUGGUGGUGAACUGCAUGAGUCUGCGGAGCUCCCACGCCGUCUUCCCGCUGCUGGCCGACCGGCUGAAGGCGCCCGGCGGGCAGAACGGGCUGCGGAGGUUCCUGACGGCCCCGGGGCCCGCUGUGCUGCUGGUCCUGGAUGAGAUGGACCAGCUGGACAGCAAAGCUCAGGACGUCCUGUACACCGUCUUCGAGUGGCCGCACCUGCCCAAGUCCCGACUCUGCCUCGUCGGGAUCGCCAACGCUCUGGACCUGACGGACCGGAUCCUGCCGCGGCUGCAGGCUCGCCCCCGCUGCCGCCCGCAGCUCCUCCACUUCCCCCCCUACAGCCGGCAGGAGCUCAGCGCCAUCGUGCAGGACCGGCUGUCCCAGGCGUCGGCUGAAGGCCUCCUGGACCCCUCGGCGGUUCAGUUCUGCGCCAGGAAGGUGUCGGCGGUGUCGGGGGACGCCAGGAAGGCCCUGGACAUCUGCAGGAGAGCCGUGGAGGUCGUGGAGUCCGACGAGAGGAAGAAAACAUCAGACCCAGACACCGAAUCUAAAGCGUCCCGGGUCAGCCUCCCCCAGGUGGCGCGGGUCCUGUCGGAGGUCUACGGGGACCGGAUGGCGUCCCAGGGCGGGGGGUCUGACGGGGAGAGCUUCCCCCUGCAGCAGAAGCUGCUGGUCUGCUGCCUGCUGCUGCUCACACGCAGCGGGAAGAGCAGAGAGGUCGUCCUCGGGAAGGUGUCUGCCGUGGGCGGUUCAGGAGAGGGGUCUCGUCUGCUCUCCGGGGUGCGGUUCUGCUCGAUGAGACAGAGGCUUUCUUGGCUCUGGCGUCUGCAGUACUGUCCUCAAGAGGCUCGUGGCCUCACUAAGGUGGUCCUGAAGAUCGAGGAGCAGGACGUGGAGAACGCUCUGAAGGACCGGACCCUGCUGGGGAGCAUCCUCGCCGCCGGACUCCCCUCCUGAUCACACCUCCUCGUUAUCAAAUCAGACUUUUCUUUUUUUAUAAAUAUUCUCGUUUUUGCUGAGAACUUGUACAGUGUUUUGGUUUUGUUUUGUUUUUGUUUUUGUUUUGUUUUUCCCCUCUCGUACCGACGAUGCUCAGUUCUUGAGUUGUUGACAAAGUGUCGUCCGGUCCGUUAUGAAUUCACGGCGUUUACGUUUCAGGAUUUGAAACUUUUCCAUUUUUUUU